Closterium sp. Yama58-4 is the source of this 798-nucleotide messenger RNA. The record is from the annotation of a GenBank genome assembly. NCBI's taxonomy places the organism in Eukaryota, Viridiplantae, Streptophyta, Zygnematophyceae, Desmidiales, Closteriaceae.
AUGAGUGUGAGGUGGGGGGAAUGGGAUGAUGCAAUGGGAAGGAGAUUGAGCGGGGGUGGAAAGAGUAAUGAGGAGAUGAGGGGUGGGGAGGUGGGGGAUGGGGAGAUGAGGCAUGGGGCGACGAGGGAUGGGGAGAUGAGGGAUGGGGAGAUGACGGAUGGGAAGAUAAUGCUUGGAGAGGGGAGGCAUGGGGAGAUGAGGCAUGGGGAGGUGAGCGACGGGGAGAUGAGGCAUGGGGAGAUGAGGGAUGGGGAGUUGAGUCAUGGGGAGGAGAGGGAUGGGGAGAUGAGGGAUGGGGAGGUGAGGGAUGGGGAGGUGAGGGAUGGGGAGGUGAGGGAUGAGGAGGCGAGGCAAUGGGAGAUGAAGGAUGAGGAGAAUAGGGAUGGGGAAGCGAGGCAUGGGGAGUUGUGGGAUGGGGAGAUGAGGGAUGGGGAGGCGAGGCAUGGGGAGGUGAGGGAUGGGGAGACGAGGGAUGGGGAGGUGAGGGAUGGGGAGGUGAGGGAUGGGGAGGUGAGGGAUGGGGAGGCGAGGCGAUGGGAGAUGAGGGAUGGGGAGAUAAGGCUUGGGGAGGGGAGGCAUGGGGAGAUGAGGGACGGGGUGAUGAGGCAUGGGGAGAUGAGGCAUGGGGACAUGAGGGAUGAGGAGGUGAGGGAUGGGGAGGUGAGGGAUGGGGAGAUGAGGGAUGGGGAGAUGAGGGAUGGGGAGACGAGGGAUGGGGAGGUGAGGGAUGGCGCUGCACCUGAAAAUAAACCGCUGCCUUGUCAUACGGUGCAUGCGCUGACUCCAACUCUAGCCUGA